AUGGCAUCUCAGGAUACUUCGAUUGCCCUCGUGGUGACGACAACUGUCUUCUCGACGAUUGUAUUUCUCGCCCUUGCUCGCACACUUCUGUACCCGGUUCAACCAAAGACCCUACGCAAUCCGCUCAAAGAGGGCGUCUAUGACAAAAGCAAUGCCGAUAAAGUGAAGAAUCUCGUGUAUCAACCGGAUCAGUUCCCUGGAGCUCGCGAUGUUGAAACCCCAUAUGGAAGUAUCCGUGUCUACGAGUUUGGUCCUGAGGAGGGCGAGAAGGUCCUCUUUGUCCAUGGCAUCAGCACUCCAUGCGUCACUCUUGCUCCAAUAGCUCUUGCUCUUGCAAAACGAGGCUAUCGUAUCAUGCUCUUUGAUCUCUUUGGCCGUGGCUUCUCUGAUGGUGUAGCUGACAUCCCCCACGACGCUCGUCUCUAUGUCUCCCAAAUGCUUAUGGUCCUGGCAUCUAGCCCUCUCGCAUGGACCGGCACAAACGGCUUCCGCCUUGUGGGCUACUCUCUUGGUGGUGGCAUCGCUAUUCACUUUGCAAACGCCUUUCCACAUCUUGUACGCGAUCUCGUCCUUCUCGCCCCCGCAGGUCUUAUCCGCGCUGCCUCUUUUGGUCGUGUCUCUCGCUUCCUGUUCGUCUCUGGUCUCGUUCCCGAGCGUCUUCUCGCUAUCGCUACGCGACGUCGUCUUCAGAAGCCCAUCGCCGCCUCAGCGAGACCAGCUCGAGAGACACCCGUUGAUACUAUCGCCACGCCGACGCUCAACGUCGCAGAGGCAGAAGUAGUUCCAGUAUCAGGCGCGGCCGUUACGCCGCUGGAGCAUCGUGUUAUGGAAUACGUGCGCUGGAUGGUCACUCACCACAACGGUUUCGUCCCAGCUUUCAUGUCAAGCAUUCGUUUUGCGCCCCUAAUGGAACAGCACGAUGCCUGGGCCAAGCUAUCUAUGCGCGCACCUGGCACUACCGCCGUUCUAUUGGCCACCUCCGACGAGAUUAUCAGCGCAGUUGAUUAUCGUAAGGAGGCACUCUCUCUCAUUGGUGGCGAGGACCACGUGCGCUGGCGCGUCCUACCUGGCAGUCAUGACUUUGUCAUGACUCAUCCCCAGGAUAUACUUCGCGAGAUUAAUGACAUGUGGGCAACCAAGGAAUAG
This is a messenger RNA of Fusarium sp. VM40, 1146 nucleotides long. NCBI's taxonomy places the organism in Eukaryota, Fungi, Ascomycota, Sordariomycetes, Hypocreales, Nectriaceae. The record is from the annotation of a GenBank genome assembly.